GCAGUGAUGAAAAGCUACCUUAACACCCAUUCCAUCGUCACAACAAAUACAACUGCCAGCCAGCAGUAACAAAGUUGGUUAAACAAACUUUGCAAAAGUGUCUCGUGAGUUUCGUCUUCGCGCUUUGUUUUAUUAAGUCUGUGUAAUUUAAUCUAUCAUACAUGUUUUGAGGUUAGAGUCUCCAAUUGACAUUUCAACAAUGACCUUUCGCAGUCUACCAAAUUUAAAAACAACUCCACAAUGUGUUUUAACAGUGUUAAUAGUAUUUUGUUAUGCAGUAUCAUUAACAAUAGGUGAAAAUGCGCCUGUUGAGAUUGAAAAACCAGAGGUUGCCAUAACAUCAACGAAACAUGAGGAGUCAACGGGAACAACUCCGGCUCAAGGGAGUCUGGGAUUUCUCCAUGCCUUCAUUGCAGCCCUCUCUGUUAUCGUUGUCUCAGAACUUGGUGAUAAAACAUUUUUCAUAGCUGCAAUUAUGGCCAUGAGACAUCCUCGAUUGACUGUUUUCAUUGGUGCUAUUAGUGCAUUAGCGCUCAUGACAAUACUUUCUGUGUUCUUUGGAUAUGUCGCUACUAUUAUACCCAGAGCCUACACGUAUUACAUAUCGACAGCUUUAUUCGCUCUCUUUGGGUUGAAGAUGUUGAAGGAUGGGUAUUAUAUGUCACCUACGGAGGGUCAGGAGGAGCUCGAGGAGGUGCAGUCUGAUCUGAGGAGACGAGAAGAUGAGCUGGAGAGGGAGGUGGGAGCUGCAGUAGUAACACAAGACCCUGAGACAGGUGUGAUACGGAAAACUCCGAAGACAACUGCUCUCAUGCUACUCUCACGAAUAUUCUUCCAAGCAUUCACACUGACAUUUCUCGCUGAAUGGGGCGAUCGAUCACAGCUGACGACGAUAAUUCUUGCUGCACGAGAGGAUAUUUAUGGAGUUAUUGUCGGCGGCAUUCUCGGCCAUUCGUUCUGCACUGGCCUUGCAGUACUCGGUGGCCGUAUGAUAGCUCAAAGGAUAUCCGUUCGAACGGUUACCAUCAUCGGUGGGAUUGUUUUCCUAGCCUUCGCCAUCACCGCCCUCUUCAUGGACCCCACAGAAAGUGUAUAAAUAAUAAUAUUCCAAACAGUGAGAGCAAACUAUGGUGAUGCCAGAAGUCAAACUGUACUCUGAUAUCUUUCAUCAUGUCAACCUGGAUAUGUAUUCCUACAGCUUAUUACCGUACAUCAAUAACUACUCCAUAGUAUUAGCGAGUUAUUGAACAGUACGUUCAAGUAUUUCGCUGGGAUCCAGUGUAAAGUGUAUAUUUUUAUAUUUCUAUUUUCAUUGAGAAUGAUUGUUUUUAGUUCCUUAACGAUGUUGCCUCUUGAACAGUCACUGGUAACGGCAGUACUGUGACAACUCAAUGUUGCGUGGAAUAGGAUAUGACAUUUGUAGAUAUGUGAAAAGAUUAAUUGCGGCGCAAUCUUAGACGCGUUAUCACUUACAGAUACGAGUGUUUGAAUUUCACAUUGAUGUACCUGUACUUCAUAAAUUUUUUUCCAUGAACAAGGAUUAUUGAAAAUAUGCAUGUAAAGUCAUUGUAAAUAAUUAAAUUCAAAUCCAAAUGUCA
Molecule: messenger RNA, 1598 nt
Organism: Diachasma alloeum
Lineage: Eukaryota; Metazoa; Arthropoda; Insecta; Hymenoptera; Braconidae
Product: transmembrane protein 165
Exons: 6
Coding region: 200-1096 (298 amino acids)
Biological process (GO): calcium ion transmembrane transport; Golgi calcium ion homeostasis; manganese ion transmembrane transport
Cellular component (GO): Golgi apparatus
Molecular function (GO): calcium ion transmembrane transporter activity; manganese ion transmembrane transporter activity
Source: RefSeq, a predicted model, not a curated record